Messenger RNA from Cylicostephanus goldi, 291 nucleotides. The record is from the annotation of a GenBank genome assembly. NCBI's taxonomy places the organism in Eukaryota, Metazoa, Nematoda, Chromadorea, Rhabditida, Strongylidae.
GGUUUAGCCUUCCUUACUGUAGCAGAAAUUGCCAAGUUUACUGAUUGCAUAGAUGAUGAGUUCUACAAGGAAGCCACUAUAGACAAAAUAGCCGACCAAUGUAUCCCAUGUGCGUUGAAUUGCGUUCCCAUGAGCAAGUAUACGACCCUCAUGAAUAUGAUGGGUAAAAUGGACAAAUGCAUGGAGCCGGAAAAGCAGACUACGCUGAAACUUAUCGACAAAAUCAUGCCACCAGCAAAGACCGUUCUCACAAAAGCCUACGACACGGUAAGAACUCUUGUCGUAUUUUGA